AUGCCGAACUUCUGUUCCUGCUUCGGAGGAACCCCGACCCACGAGACGGGACAACGGCCGGCCCACGAGACGGCAGAGAGGCCGUCCAUUUCCUCCUGUUUCGGGGGCAUGGCGUCAUCUCUCGGUGGAGCCGCGGAUCAUGAUUUAAAGCCUGUGGAAAUGAAGGCGGUGGGCGCGGAGGGCGCGCUGCCGCGGUACUCGCAGGAGGAGCUGCGGCGGGCGACGGGCGACUGGCGCACCAAGCUGGGGGAAGGCGGCUUCGGCGCCGUCUACAAGGGCAUGCUGCUGCUGCCCCAAGGGGGCGAAGGGGACGGGGACGGGGGAGAUGGCAGGGGAGGGGAUAGGGAAGGGGAUGGGGAGGAUGGGGAGGGGGGGGAGGGGGUUGAGGAGGGAUUGGAGGGGUUGGAAGUGGUGGAGGUGGAUGGGAAGCGGUUUGUUGCGGUGGCGGUGAAGAUGUGCUUGACAGAGGGCGAUGUGCACGGGGGGAGAGAGCAGCUGCUGACAGAGAUCAUGGUGAUGACGGCUCUCCGCCAUCCCAACGUGCUGCGGCUGCUGGGGAUUGCCAUGUGGGGGCAAACCAUUUCCAUGGUCUCUGAGUUCGUCCCGGGCGGGGAUGUUUCUCAGCGGUUAGAGAAAGCAGCCAAGGGCAUAGAGCCCUUUCCCUGGAAGGACCGGCUGAGCAUAGCGGUGGGGAGUGUGGCAGGGCUAGCAGCGAUCCACAAGGAGGGCUUUAUCCACCGUGAUUUCAAAGCUGCCAACGUGCUUCUAACGAAGGACCUCGUGCCAAAGGCUUACUAA
Molecule: messenger RNA, 798 nt
Organism: Closterium sp. NIES-65
Lineage: Eukaryota; Viridiplantae; Streptophyta; Zygnematophyceae; Desmidiales; Closteriaceae
Source: the annotation of a GenBank genome assembly